AUGUCAAACGUAUUACAAUUAGCUAACGUCAACGCACCAUUCAAUCAAAAUGUCACCACCGUUUGGUUAUUAGCAACAACAAAUCUAGCUUCUUCUUCAAAAUCAUUAACUAAGGGGAUUAGUAGUUCUAACAAUACCGCCCGGGGUAAUGGACCAAUUAAAAAAAAGGAUAUAUUCAAUGUAUGUAUCCCACAAACAUGUCAAACUAUUCAACAAAAUGAAAACCAACUAUCAUUACGUCAUGUUUCAAAUCUUCUGUAUGGUGUCACAAUCUGCUAUAAUAAAAAGAUUGAAUUUAUUUUAAAUGAUUUAGAAAAUGUAUUGAUUCAAUUAAGGAGACGUAACUUGAUGUUAUUCUCAAAGACUCAGAACCAAAGGCAACAACAGGAAGGAAAUAACGAUGGGGACACAGGGAGUGGUAAAAAGAAGACAAAUUUGGUUACUAUUAGGGGAAAUGAUUCAAAUGUUUUUUAUAAAAAUGAUGCUAUGUUUGAUAUUGAAGAUAUUAGAGUUUUCAAUUUAGAUACUACUGAAAAUAAUGGUUUAAAAGCCUUCCAUAAUAAUGACACAUCUAGUGGGUUGAUUAAGAGAUUUGAUUACCUGACUGAAUUGACAAAUAAUAACAUCGUGAAUAUUGAUCAAAAUAACGACUUUGCUGAGGAUGAUGUUAAUAUUGAUGACGACCAAAUGAUCUUUAAUUCAAACAUUGAUUUUGAAUUAGACAUUGAUGAUGAGCAUAGUAAAUUAUCGUCCAAUUACCAUCAUAUUAAUACUGGGCAUAAUGAUGAUGACUUCAGGUACAACAUAGAUAGCCAACAACCAAAUUUGGAAUUGAAUUUUGAUAUUAAUGAAAAGGAGAAAGAGAAAGAGAAAAAGCAAGAGGAAGAGAAAAGCCAGGACCAGUUAAGCCAUAAUAACCUUUCUGAGUUUAAUGAGCUACAUCAAGGAAAUAACGAAAAUGAACAAGAAGAGGAAGCUGAUCUGGCUGACGAAUCUAUAUCAUCACAUGAUUCUAAUGAGCCACCUUUAAAAAAGUUCAAAUCUGCAAUGCCAUCUGGCCUUAAUAGUAAUCAAACCAAGCACGUUUUCACCACUAUUGGACUCGAUGAACGAAUCGGUUUAUUAACUGAAACUUUAAGACAUAACAAUGAAAAUUAUUUAGAGCUAAUGGAGGAUACUUUAGGACUAUCAAGGGGAAAUAAUAUUACUGCUUAUAAAAAUAACCAGAGAGAGGAUGAGGAAAACAAAAUAAGAAACUACUUUAUGAAUGAUAGUAAUUUGAGUAAAUACUGGAAGCAAACUUUUUGGAAUAAUGGAAACAAUACUUUAUCUUCUUUUUUAUUCGAUUCUACCAAAUCAGAAUAUUCUCAUGCAAGUUCGAUUGAACGUGGUAGGAAAAGAUUAUCAUCAUUAUCAUCCAAUUCGAGAUCAAAUAGUAAUCAAAGUGAAGAAUACGGUAGGAGAAUGAAUCUAAAUUCAAAAUCAGUUGUGAAUGGGUUAUUUGGCAAUGAUCUUGAAGACGAUAAUAAUAAUUUAUUAUUAAAUUUAGAACAAAUUAAUGAAGAUUUGGAAGACGAGCAUGAGAUGACCCAUUUCCAAUUUGGUACUAAUGCAUCCAAUAUGGGGAACCAUGAUUUAAUGCAGAUUGAUUUAAACUUACCACCAUCAAGCUUUGGUCGUAACCUUAGUCGGUCUGUAACAUCUCUUACAGGAGGACAUGGGUUAUCCAGUCAUCAACAAGAUGUUGUGGAUGUUUUACAAAAUAGGUUUGUUAGUGGUAAUAAUGUGGGUUAUAAUUAUGAGAGGUCUAGUUUUGCAACGGGUUCCAGUUCACAAACUCAAUCAUAUAAUACUGAUUCUAAUACGGCAAACACACGCCAAACAAUGACGUUAGAUAUUCAAGCAAGAAGGUUCUAUGAAUAUAUCAAAGAAAGAGCAGAAUUUAUUGGGACAACGACACAUUCCACACCUUCCUUUAAAAAGAAAUUGUUAUUUGAAGAUAUAGUUCCAAGUAAAUUAAGUGCAAGCGAUGAACAAAACCCUGGAAACUUGGUAGAUAGAUGUGUUGCAGCAGGUGCAUUUUUCUCAUUGUUAAAUCUAGCUUCGGGUGCGGUAAUCCAUUUAGAAGAAUACAAUCCGGAGAAGAAAGAUUUAUCUUCAAAAAUACUACAACCAGAUGAACUAAUCAUCAAAGUCUAG
Naumovozyma dairenensis CBS 421 is the source of this 2199-nucleotide messenger RNA. RefSeq names its product Rec8p (gene REC8). The record is from RefSeq and is a predicted model, not a curated record. The transcript has a single exon. Gene Ontology annotation, molecular function: protein binding. NCBI's taxonomy places the organism in Eukaryota, Fungi, Ascomycota, Saccharomycetes, Saccharomycetales, Saccharomycetaceae. Bases 1 to 2199 code for a protein of 732 amino acids.